AUGGCGCCUUCCAAUGGCACUGGUGAGAAGCCUGCUACCCGGAAAGCUUCUUCCCACGUUGUUCCCGUUGUCCCUGUUCUCCCUCUCAGCUAUGUGAAGCGGCUCCCGAAUCAGCCAGCCACACCUUCCCAGUCUACCCAAAAGGUUGACGAGCCUUCUACCCGACCUGCCAGCCCCGAGAAGAAGAAUUCCGGCGAUCAUGACGCUACCACACCGUCCGCUGCCACCAUUCACGUCGCUACGUCUACAUCAUCUACUACCGCAUCGAAUAGCAAUACUCCAGAUUCUUCCACCAUCUGUUCCGAGCCUACAGAGCAACCGUUUGUAUCGGGUGCCCCUCCUCCUCCUUCCAGUCAUCACAACCCCGCAUUUGAGCAGCCGGCGAGAACACCAGCCCCUGAGCUUCCUCUCCCCGCCCCACACCCGGCCAUCGCGAAUCGGCCAGUUUUCCACCAUCCUCGCCCCAGUAACGGAAGCUUGGUGUUUGCUCAUCACGAGUCUAACGCCUCCUCCCCUGUCCCUCACUCGGGUGGCUACGGUUUCCCCCCUCCUGGGAUCGUGCCAUACCCACCGUCUGCCGCUCUCCCAGUCACCGCUGUUGACGCUUACGGCCGUCCCUUGUUGGUAUCACCGACAGUAGAUUCUUAUCCGCCGACUGUCAUAAAGCAUCACGGGCCACCUACUCCCCAUAGCUACCACGGCUCACAAUCUUCCCAAAUUGGAGAUCACAUCUACAACCAGCAUUCGACUAUGAGCGGCACUCAUCCAACCAUGAACGGCACUCAUACAACCAUGAACGGCACUCAUCCCACUAUGAGCGGCGCUGGCCCGGUCAACGGCGGCCAGGGAGGAAUUCGGGGUCCUCAGCCUACCACCAAUGGUGUUCAACCCACAAUCAACGGCUCUGGACCCUAUCAUCCUACCGGGGGUAUGAGCCCCGAGGCCGCGGCUGCAUUAGCACAUCAUAUGAACUCGAUGUCGCCUUACAUUAGGGCUGCGCUGGGCGACAACUCGUACAGUGAUUGUACUCUGGACGUGAAUGUCCCAGUCAGCCACAUCUUCCAGGAUCACCCCGACUGCAGCCGACUGAACACUGCCAUUCGAACGCCAGCGCAUCGGCUUAUGCUUGGUCGCAGUCCAAUGCUUGCUGAGAAGAUUGGAGAGGAUGGUGUCCAGGCCGGCGGUGUCUUGCAAUUAGAGGUUCGUGAUGAAUGGAUUCGGCCGGACGUGUUUUGGCAUUGCCUCCGUGCGUUAUAUGGUUGGGAUAUUGCGGCUGGCAACCUACCGAGCCAAUUACGCUACUGGAGUGCCAAAGACGAGCUCAAAACCGCCCUUAGCUACUGGGCUGCCGGUCAGAUGUUGCUGUGUCCUCGGAUUCGGGGUAUCGCUUCGGACUGCGCAAGGAGAUUGCUUGGGUGGGAGACGAUCAGUAUCGCCGCUUGGUUCGUUUCGCACAACAUGGCUCUGGGACCCAGCUUGACCCACGAUGUGUUCCUCGACAGCACUCUGAACUGGAUAAUCUAUCAUCUUCCCCAGAGCUUUGAUGUGGACGAGAACGCGGGAGACUGUGGGUUUUCUCGGCUCCCUCGUGCCAACCAGUCGGCGUCCUACAGACCAAAUCCGCCUAAUGCACACGUGUCGUCGCGUGUUGCUGCCAACCCGAGGCUGUCUAAGAUCCGGUUCGGAGAUCUGGCAGAAGAAGGAUUUGACGUCGAUCAGCUCUAUCCCGGCAGUCCAUUCACACCCGCUCAGGUCAAUGGUCUCUUUUCUAGGAUAUUGCUGAACCUUCCAUUUGACCUGCUCAAGCAUGUCCUGGAGCACCCCAAUCUCUGCUCCAACGCCGGGCCUCUUCCGCCGGGACCUCGUUUGCGGAUUAUUGAUGCGGUUCGGGCGGCGCGGGAGAAGCGACGAUGGGAGUUAUUGGAAAGCACCGACAUGCAAGUGCGUGUCUAUCAAGAGCGGAUCGCGUCUCAGCCGGAGCCUGUUCCUGUGGUUAAUUUGGCCGACUUUUGGCACAAUAGCUUGGGCUUCAAGGAAGAGACUUUUAUCGGUGACGUGCCAUUCCUCAUUCGCACCUGGAGUCUUGGUCCUGAAGGCAGCGACGUCUAGUAGUCUGGCGGUGAACAACACCAAGGCGACACCGUUUUACGAUAUUAUGAUGGUGGGCGGGAUACGGUCCUAUUUUUCGAGUUUACAAGCAACAAACUCGGCAUCAUUGGGUGAUCCACGUGUUCAUAUUGACACUUGGGAACUGCAUUGCGUUUGGCGUUAUAUGGUUUACACAAAAUUUGGGCAUAUGUGUUGCCCGGCUGGUUAGAAGGCAGAAGGUGCAGCUUAUGAACGGGUUUUUUGCCUCUCGUCUUUUGCUCACGGCAUCUUCGCACUGCCUUUUCCCUGACUUGGAGGGUCUGGCAUCAAGAUCUGGGGUUAUCGGAAUCGGGAUUGCUAUGCUGGUUCGAUACUGCCACCAGAUGUCCCUGGACGAUGUCCAGCGGUUUCGGGGUCUUUCUUUCGAUGAAAACAUGUAAACAGUAGAAAAGGCCUGAGCUGGAGAGAGGCAGUCGGUUGUCAUCACCUGGCGGUCUCUCUCUCUCUCUCUGAUCACUUUUAAUGUCUUUUGUUUUUCUUUCAGCGUGGCAUUAUGGAGUCAUGGUCGAUGGGUUAGUGGGAGUAGGGGUUCAAGAUAUUCGCCUUGGAGGAAGAUUGGGGGGUGGGUAUUCCAGGAAUCUGAAAAAGAGUUGGGCUG
Podospora bellae-mahoneyi is the source of this 2746-nucleotide messenger RNA. RefSeq lists its product as uncharacterized. Lineage: Eukaryota; Fungi; Ascomycota; Sordariomycetes; Sordariales; Podosporaceae. The record is from RefSeq and is a predicted model, not a curated record. The coding region runs from base 1 to 2109 and encodes 702 amino acids. The transcript has 2 exons.